AUGGUUGUGCUCGUGAAUUUUUUAGAUGUUAAAAUGGCCGACGAAAUGAAUGAAGAAAAUUUAUCAUCAGAUGAUCUAUGGUUGAAGAUUAUCAAUGAAGGUGUCGAAGAUCGUGUCGAAGUCAAUCAACGAAUGUUAAUUGAUAAAAUGCUAGCAAGAUAUUCCUCUGAUUUUGUUGUUUAUCGUGAAUUGAUUCAAAAUUCUGACGAUGCACACGCAACUUCGUUCAUUCUUCAAAUAAAAUGUAACUCAAAAGAAAUUCAACAAAAUGCAACUGAAAAUGAUUUUCAUAAUUGUGAAAUAACAGAAAUUCGUACGAUAAAUAACGGAAAUACAUUUACCGAAGACGAUUGGAAACGCGUGAUAACCAUCGCUGAAGGAAAUACGAACAUCGACGCCAUUGGACAAUUCGGUGUUGGUUUCUUCUCAGUUUUUUCCUAUUCAGAAAAGCCAAUGAUUCAAUCCGGCAAACAUUACUUAGCUUUUGUUUGGCAAAACGGUAAAUCCUUAACAACAUUUCGAAAAGAACUACCGUUCCACGAACGAUUAACUUCGGUUAUUCUUCCAAUGAAAAAUAAAUACAUUCUACAAGCAAUACCCGAUGACAACCAAACAACACCUUAUUUAAAUUUAACACGAUUGAAAGCUUUUUUAACUAAAGUUCUCUCAUUUACUAAAUAUAUUAAUGAAGUUAUUAUACAAAUCAAUAGUCUCCAUAUUUUUCAAGUUAAUAAAACAAAGAAACCCUUAUCGUCAAUGAAAUUAACAGAAACAAGUAAUCUGCAUAGUUUUCUUCGUUUUAAAUCAUUAACUCAAACGGAACAAACGUUCAAAAUUUUAAGAGGCCCAUCGAUUACCUUGAUUCAUAUUGAUGUCGAAUCAAAAGUGAAACUUGAUGAAGAUUUUCAUCAACAUAUCGAAAAUGUCCUCAAAAAACGUUUACCAUCGCUUAUCCAUAUUGAACUUCUAUUUCCAUCGAAUCGAAUAUUCGAAAGCGAACAAUGGAACGAUCAAGUCUUCAGAGAUCUAAUUCCAUUGAGACAUUCACAGGGAAAAUAUUCUCCAUCAGGACAAAUCUUCAUUGGUUUAGGAACACAUCAAUCCACAGGUGUUGGAAUGCACAUUUACAGCCAUUUAGUUCCCACAAUUGAACGCGAAAAUAUCGAUUUGCAAGAUCCAUACAUCUCGAAAUGGAACGAACAACUUCUUAAAUCCAUCGGACAUAUUCUUCGAUUAGUUUACGAUCAAACAAUGCUUGAAAUUGUCAAUCACCAUCCACAGCAUCUCUACACCAUUCUUUCGUUGUAUGCUUUUCAAACAUCUGCACCGAACAAAGCGAUAGGUGAAUUUCUUCUCGGUGGUUUUCUUGCAUCUGAUAGAGAUCUCCUUGUGCCCAUUCGACGAUGUCCAUCGGAUACUCAAUUUUCGUUGAUUUCAUCUCGACAAGCAUAUGUUAGCAAUUCAAAAUAUAUGGAAAACUUUCUGACUAUGCCAUUAAUUCCAUAUGCAAUUAGCCAAGCCGAUUUUAUUCAGAUAUUAAAGCAUCAUGGUCGAGUUCAGGAGCUAUCGACUGAAAUAGUUGUCGAAAAGAUUCGCGAAUCCAUUUUUGUAUUCGAUGAGUUGAUUGAAUUACUUCAUUGGUUAUGUACGAAUGAUAUCGAAGAUAAAUCUUAUAUCAAACAGAUCUUUUCGGAAAUUUAUUAUCGUGAAACACUCGAAUCCUCGAUCAUUGAGUUGAAAAACGUUCAAUUCUACUCUGCUUUCCAUCUUCCGUCCUUCAUUCCAUUGCCCACGAACAUCUUGCCAUCGAAUGUUGGAAAUCACAUAUCCCACGAUGAUUUACAGCGAAAAUUAUCACUAUCGAAAGUUCCGAUGAGAAAUUUAAUUCAUUUUUAUCUUCUUGGUAAUCAGCAUUAUCUAUUCGAGAAUGAAAUUACAUCGAAGAUCCUUCUGAAUUUUCUCUAUCAAUAUUGGACACAAUUUCAUAAUGACGAACUCAAUCAAAUUAAAGCCGUUCUUUCCAAAUUGAAAUGCAUUUCAACAAAUCAAGGAAUGAAAUUGCCUCAAGAAUCUUUUAUUCCCUCCGCAAAUUUAUCCGCGCAUUUGCCUACCGUGUCUCAAAUAUUCCCCGAUGAUAAUUCACAAUCAGUCGAGUUUCUCAGAUCAAUCGGAUGUCGAACGUUUCACGCAAGUUUCAUGGAAUCAAUGGAUCCAACUAAUAAUGAUCAGUCAUUGCAACAUUUCGUUCAGGAUCUAUUGAAACAACGGGAGACUAUGAGUGAUGGAGAUAUUAACGCUUUGAGAAAUAUACCUUGCCUUACAGGAACAACGUUGCAAUCCAAUGGCAAACUGAAACGUAAAUGUAAAGGAAAUCAACUUCAUUUUCCAUCCGUAGCGAAAGAUCUUCACUGGCAAGAACUGUUGAUUAUCGAUUGGGUGGAUAUAAAUCCAUUCUCACAAGAAUGUAUGCUUCUCAAAGAGCUUGGCGUUAGAGAGGCACCUGAUUUGCCCACCCUGCUGAGUCGAAUUGUGCAAGAACAUGAGCAGAAAUCGAAAAUUGAAUCGGAUUAUGAAUUACCAGUGGCAUUGAUCUACUUUGCAGAAAAUUUUCGAAAAUAUUACUUAGAAUCUUGGAAAAGCAAUCAAGUUAAAACACCUUUUCUACCCUCCUCGCCACCCAAAAUCGAACAAUCGUCGGAAGUAAUUCUGACAACUCCUCAAUCCGUUUUCAAAGAAUUGAACCCAUUGUGCCCAUCAUUACUACCCAAAGUCAUGCGGUGCUUCUCACAUUGUUUUGAUAUCAGUUUACUUGGAAUCAAAUCACGUCCAGAUUUACAAACAGCAUUUGACGUUCUCAUGGAUAAACGUGAUCGAAUCUUAACAGUUGAAUCUGCUCCAAUCUAUUUUUCGUACUUAAACAAACUCGAAGGUCUUAACAGAACAUUCACGGAAAAAGCUGCGAGUAAAUUCUUCAUACCUUUAUCAAAUUCGUAUUCCAAACCAUCCCAAGUAUUCAUUCGUUCGAGUAACAUACCUCUCGAUGAUGAUGAUAAGGCAGCCGCGGGUCUAAUUGAUUAUAUUGACUAUGGUCCUGAAGCGAAUUCCUUUCUUUUCAGCAUUGGAGUUGUUUCGUUUCCAUCAGUUGAGACACUCGCCGAUUUACUGAUCGAACGACAAUCGUCUUACUUCGCGCGACCAAACGAAAUGCUCAAGGCGAAACUACGCGUUUAUAUCAAUUGUUUGAAACAACUAGCAGCGAUUCCGAAUAUCAAAGAAAGAUUUCGUGAUGAACCAUUGAAAAGUCGUUUGAUCGAUCAACCGUGGUGCCUAGGAUAUCAAACAAUUAAACAUUCGGAUGGAACGAAUGAGAACAUAUUUCGAGUAACAAAACCAAGUGAGAUUUACCUCGAUGAUGAUCAUCAAUCCGCGAUUGAUCUCCGACCAUUGUGUGCACCGGAUGAGUCAGAUUUGGUUAGGUUAUAUGAAGCUUUCGGAGCGAAAUGGUUAUCGGAAUCGAUUGAGCGAACUCUGAUGCAUACAGGGAAAGUUUCUACGACUCAACGAAGCAAAAUGUUAUGUGAAUUGAUUGAUCAUCGUCUGGAUAUGUUAUUUGUCAAUAAACGAGGUGAAUAUUUAGAAAAUAUCGAUGAAAAACGCCUCGAUUUGUUACGAAAGCAUUUAUCUGUUUAUGAAAGCGAAGGAAUUCAAUGUAAAAUCACUUUUGAACGUCGAACAAUCGUCUUAGAUUCAACCGAUUGUAGUUCGUGUGUUCUGGAACAUGACAAAAGCCAAGUCAAUCUGUACAUUCAUCGAGAUCUCCCAACACUUGAUUAUAUCGAUAUUGCCAGCGAAUUAAUUCGAUUUGUUCAUAAAAAACCACUGGAAACGUUAGUGCAUUCGAUUAGUGAUAAACUCUCAUCGCCUUUAGAAACACUCAAACGACGUGGAAUACCGGUGGAUAGAUUACUAAAGCAGAGACCCACGAAAUUAGUCGUACGAAAUGAACCGAUCAAACCUCAGUCGAAUAUACAAAAUCAAUCGUGGAAAUUCGAUCCGUACUAUCAAGAAACAUUCGAAAAAGCAUCCAAUGAGUUUGUUCAAAGUUUAAAAGAUUUCUUCUCUCCGACCAUUGAAAAGCAUUCGAGUAAUAUCGAACGAACUGGUAUAUCCGAUUUCGGGGAGAGUCCAAUCGAUGUCGAUCAACUGACACAACCAGGUCGAUCAUAUUCUGAAAAUGAAUUUCAGCACCCGGAAUAUUCGAAAUACGAAAAUAAUAAUCUAUGCGAAUACGUUCCACCCUCAAAUAUGAUCCGUCAUCCGAUCCUCUUUCAUAACAUUGCGCUCUACAUCGAUAAAAAUGUUCACGUAACAGAUCUGAUGAUCAAACAAGGUGAACAAUUCGCGUAUAUCUUGUCUUCGCUUGCUCAACAAGUCUUUCACAUGUCCGUAUCGGUAGUUCAUCUUUUCCGUGAUAUAAAUAGUGCACGCAUUGCGUUCAAUAAUAAUGGUGCAUUGUUUUUCAAUCUUCGCUACUUCGAACAAGUCUUCGCUAGUGACUUGGCGAAAAAUCAUUCAGUCAUUCGUCCGAUAAUGAAUUUUUAUUUUCUGAUUUUUUGUCAUGAACUAACACAUAACAUUCACGUCAAUCAUGAUCUAAAUUUUCUACAUUAUUUUCAGCGGGUCAUUGUCAAAUUUAUGGACGACAAAGAAAAUUUCCUAUCAACAUUUUCUUUUCUUUCUAAACAAAGCUAA
Molecule: messenger RNA, 4752 nt
Organism: Adineta ricciae
Lineage: Eukaryota; Metazoa; Rotifera; Eurotatoria; Adinetida; Adinetidae
Source: the annotation of a GenBank genome assembly